AUGCUCUGCGCCCUAUGCUCUGCGCCCUAUGCUCUGCGCCCUAUGCUCUGCGCCCUAUGCUCUGGGGGGGUGGCGCACAACAUAGCGGAGUGCAUGGCAGCACUCUCCGCCGCGCCCUUCCUCAUCUCCGCUGUGGGGGAUGACGCUGCACGCAGGUCGCACUGCUGCAUGCAGGUCGCAAUGCUGCUCUGCUCUGCUCCCCAUCUGUUCCUCCCCAUCUGUUCCUCCCCAUCUGUUCCUCCCCAUCUGUUCCUCCCCAUCUCUAUUCCUCCCCAUCUGUUCCUCCCCAUCUUUUCCUCCCCAUCUGUUCCUCCCCAUCUGUUCCUCCCUAUCUGUUCCUCUCCAUCUGUUCCUCCCCAUCUGUUCCUCCCCAUCUGUUCCUCCCCAUCUGUUCCUCCCCAUAUGUUCCUCCCCAUCUGUUCCUCCCCACCUGUUCCUCCCCAUCUGUUCCUCCCCAUCUGUUCCUCCCCAUCUCUGUUCCUCCCCGUCUGUUCCUCCCCGUCUGUUCCUCCCCGUCUGUUCCUCCCCGUUUGUUCCUCCCCAUCUUUUCCUCCCUAUCUGUUCCUCCCCAUCUGUUCCUCCCCAUCUGUUCCUCCCCAUCUGUUUCUCCCCAUCUGUUCCUCCCCAUCUGUUCCUCCCCAUCUCUGUUCCUCCCCAUCUGUUCCUCCCCAUUUGUUCCUCCCCAUCUGUUCCUCCCCAUCUCUUCCUCCCCAUCUGUUCCUCCCCAUUUGUUCCUCCCCAUCUCUGUUCCUCCCCAUCUAUUCCUCCCCAUCUGUUCCUCCCCAUCUGUUCCUCCCCAUCUGUUCCUCCCCAUCUGUUUCUCCCCAUCUGUUCCUCCCCAUCUGUUCCUCCCCAUCUCUGUUCCUCCCCAUCUGUUCCUCCCCAUUUGUUCCUCCCCAUCUGUUCCUCCCCAUCUCUUCCUCCCCAUCUGUUCCUCCCCAUUUGUUCCUCCCCAUCUCUGUUCCUCCCCAUCUAUUCCUCCCCAUCUGUUCCUCCCCAUCUGUUCCUCCCCAUCUGUUCCUCCCCAUCUGUCCCACCCCUUUCGGAAGGAAUGAGGGAGGAAGGACGGGUGGAGAUGGUGAGAUGGGGAGAGGGGAAGAGCGGAAGACGAGGGGAAGCGCGAGUGACUGGGAGGCAAGCCCGACGACGGGACGCGCGAGCGACGAGGGGAGGCAAGGGCGGCGAGGAUCGGCACGGGUGAUGAGGGGAAGCGCGAGCGACGAGAGGGAAUGUGGGUGA
Messenger RNA from Closterium sp. NIES-65, 1239 nucleotides. Lineage: Eukaryota; Viridiplantae; Streptophyta; Zygnematophyceae; Desmidiales; Closteriaceae. The record is from the annotation of a GenBank genome assembly.